This is a messenger RNA of Sebastes umbrosus (honeycomb rockfish), 1848 nucleotides long. RefSeq names its product aminoacylase-1-like. Lineage: Eukaryota; Metazoa; Chordata; Actinopteri; Perciformes; Sebastidae. The record is from RefSeq and is a predicted model, not a curated record. Bases 136 to 1395 code for a protein of 419 amino acids. Gene Ontology annotation, molecular function: aminoacylase activity. The transcript has 15 exons. Gene Ontology annotation, biological process: amino acid metabolic process. Gene Ontology annotation, cellular component: cytoplasm.
AUUCCGGAGAGGUGUUUUAUUUUGAAGGGCUGGAACAGCCCUGUCAGCAGUGAUCAGCUGACACACUGAGAGGCUGCUUCACCUGACCAGUCAGAGCUGACUGCACAGCACAGGAGUGAGCAGAUAAAUCACACCAUGCUGCCUGAUAAAGAUGGUCCAGGUGUUGGAGGAGGACAGAGCUGUCCUGAGGGAGAGGAUGUCUCUGUGAGUCUGUUCAGAGAGUACCUCCGUCUCAAGACUGUCCACCCAGAGCCUGACUAUGAUGCUGCUCUUCGGUUCCUGGACAGAAUAGCAGAGGAGCUUGAGUUACGCAUGCGAAAGAUUGAGGUUUGUCCGGGCAGGGUCGUAUCGAUCAUGACGUGGGAAGGGACGAACCCGUCCUUGAAAUCCAUCUUACUGAAUUCCCACACAGAUGUUGUACCUGUUUUCCAGGAACAUUGGAAAUACGAUGCUUUCAGUGCUUUCAAAGAUGCAGAGGGCAACAUUUAUGCCCGGGGAUCACAGGACAUGAAAUGUGUAACUAUACAGUUCAUCCAGGCAGUCAGAAGACUGAAGGCAGAGGGACGGAAACUGAUGCGCACUGUGCACUUAAUGUUUGUUCCUGACGAAGAAGUUGGAGGUCACAAAGGAAUGGAAACAUUUGUGAAGCAUCCGGAGUUCCAAAACUUAAACAUUGGCUUUGCGCUUGAUGAAGGUCUGGCCAACCCUGGCGAGGCCUUCACUGUGUUUUAUGGAGAGAGGAACCCCUGGUGGAUUACAGUCCACUGCCCAGGUAGUCCAGGUCAUGGGUCCAGGUUUGUGGAGAACACAUCUGCUGAGAAGCUGCGCCAAGUCAUAAACUCCUUCCUGGACUUCAGAGAGAAGGAGAAACACAGGCUAAAUACCAGUGAGUGUUUCACGCUCGGUGAUGUCACCACAGUGAAUAUGACCAUGGUCAAAGGAGGCGUGGCCUACAAUGUCAUCCCAGCUGAAAUGGACGUCAGCUUUGACCUGAGAAUACCACCUACAGUAAAUCUACAGGAGUUUGAAAGACAGAUCAAACAGUGGUGCAAAGAAGCAGGAGAAGAUGUUACAUAUGAAUUUGCUCAGAAACAUAUGAACCAGAACCUGACUUCUACAGAGGAGAAUGAUCCUUGGUGGAGCGCCUUCAGUGCAGCCUGCAAGGCAAUGAACGUAACUCUGGAAAAGGAGAUAUUUCCAGCUGCCACAGAUAGCCGUUUUAUCCGAGCGGUGGGUAUCCCUGCGAUCGGCUUUUCCCCGAUGAACCGGACGCCAAUCCUGCUGCACGAUCACAACGAGUAUCUGAAUGAGCGAGUCUUCCUGAAAGGCAUCAGCGUGUUCGAGAGGCUCAUCCCAGCUCUCGCCAGUGUUCCUGCCUUUCCUGAUGAGGCUUAGACGAGUCUUAGUUUUAAUCCUCUCUAAAAACAUAUUUCACCGAUGAUAUGAAUAUUUAACUUGAAAGUUUUUGCAGAGAUUACCAAAGAAUAAUAACAUGUAUAUCAUUAAGCCAAACUGAGCACUUAGCCAUUGGUACUAUUGAUUUUUUUUUAUGAUUCUCAGGAUAUAGGCGCAGUAAGCUUUGCAUUACUCAGUAUGGCAGCAGUUUUUUAACAACAUACUUAUUGUAUGUCAACAUUGUUGAUUGAGUGUGCCCGUGUGUAUGCAGUCUUAAAGCUAUAUCACCUAUUGUGUAAACAAUGUUUUCCAUUAGUAUGGAAAAAUCAACUUACUAAAAUGUGAAGACGACUUUAAUUGCCACUUUUUAAAUUAGCUUGAUUUUAAAACUAUGAUUCCACAGAUAUAAUUUUAUUUAAUAAACUGGAAUUGAAUAAAUAUAUUUGUUCAUUA